Camelina sativa (false flax) is the source of this 733-nucleotide messenger RNA. RefSeq names its product diphthamide biosynthesis protein 3. Gene Ontology annotation, biological process: protein histidyl modification to diphthamide. The record is from RefSeq and is a predicted model, not a curated record. Gene Ontology annotation, cellular component: cytosol. NCBI's taxonomy places the organism in Eukaryota, Viridiplantae, Streptophyta, Magnoliopsida, Brassicales, Brassicaceae. Gene Ontology annotation, molecular function: metal ion binding.
AAGUAUUCUAAAAUAAACAACUCCCCAUAUAACACAACGGCGGCGGAGCGCAUUCAUAUAUACGGUGUGCCCUAAUUCUCUGCCGGAGGAAAAAAAAAAAAAGUUUUAUCCUUUUCGAACUCCGGCGAUGUCAUACGACGAUGUUGAGAUAGAAGAUAUGGAGUGGAACGAAGAGAUACAAGCGUACACGUAUCCUUGCCCUUGUGGCGACUUGUUCCAGAUUACGAAAGAGGAUCUCCGGCUCGGCGAAGAGAUCGCGAAUUGUCCAAGUUGCUCGCUCUAUAUCACCGUCAUCUACAAUAUGGAAGACUUUCAAAACAACACGAACAAGAACAAGGAACCUAAAACUCGUCAGCCUGUCGCCGUCGCCUGAGUUUGUCAUGGAAGUGAUUAGAAGAUUAUUGAACAACCACCGCAGAAGAGAUUCAUCUUUUGUGCAAAGUUUUGGAAACCAUUUGAAACCAUUCUUCAGAGUUUUACAUUAACCACAUAUAGAGAGAUAUAAACAAGGAAACAGAGGUGUUGUGUUGCUGGUUACUUAUGAUUUUUAUUUUUUUGCUGGGCAAAUUCAUGGUGUGUUCUUCCCCCAUUUAGGUCCUAUUAGUUAUUUAGAGUAAGCUCUGUUUUUGUUUGGAAAAGGUUUCUACGGCUACAGUUCCCUUCUUUGACAAGAAGACUCUUUUUGUCUCUGUGAUUUCAUAUCCAAAGCUAAGAGACGUUUCAAGCCCGUUAA